Molecule: messenger RNA, 2471 nt
Organism: Mycotypha africana
Lineage: Eukaryota; Fungi; Mucoromycota; Mucoromycetes; Mucorales; Mycotyphaceae
Product: putative white-collar-1a protein
Exons: 5
Coding region: 121-2082 (653 amino acids)
Biological process (GO): regulation of DNA-templated transcription
Cellular component (GO): nucleus
Molecular function (GO): zinc ion binding; sequence-specific DNA binding; protein binding
Source: RefSeq, a predicted model, not a curated record
AAAGCUUUUCUACCUCUUUGAUAUAUUGUGUUUUAAGCUUUUUUUUUUUCACUAAUAUUCAUUGAAAACAAUCAUUCUCUCCAAUUUUAAGUCAGUAUAAGCUUACAACUGAAAAGAAAAAUGGCCCAGUUUUUACAGAAAGAACAACAGCACCAGGCUUCCAACAUUCCUGGUUUGAAUCAGCCUGUUGCUAAUGACCAACAGUUAGCCGAGAUUCCUGCUAUUGAACUUGCACCGGUUGAAAUAGAACAAACUUCAGAUGCACCGUUGACGGGUGUCUAUUCAAGUUCUGGUUUCGAUUUUAUCGGUAUCUUGUCAAAACUGGUCAACAGACCCAACCCUCAAAUCAAUUUAGGUCCCGUUGAUAUGUCGUGUUCGUUCUUGGUAACGGAUGCUCGCCGAUAUGAUUGUCCAAUUGUUUACUGCUCUCCCACCUUUGAAUAUUUGACGGGUUAUAAUGCCAAUGAAAUCGUUGGUCGUAACUGCCGUUUCUUACAAGCCCCUGAUGGCCAAGUGACCUGUGGUUCCCGACGUACCUAUACUGAUAAUCAAGCUGUUUUUCACUUGAAGGCUCAAAUGUUGCAAAACAAGGAACAUCAGGCCAGUAUCAUCAAUUAUAGAAAGGGUGGUCAGCCUUUUGUUAAUCUAGUUACUGUGAUCCCUAUUACAAAUGACAAUAACCAGGUUGCCUUCUUUGUUGGCUUGCAAGUCGACUUGGUAGAACAACCCAAUGCCAUUUUGGAAAAGAUGAAAAAUGGUACCUAUAUGGUGAAUUAUCAACAGAUGAACAUCCCACCUUACAUCCCGGGUAGCAACUACAGCUCUGAACCUGUGGAUGAUUACUUCCGUGAAUUGCCUACCACUGCUCCUGCUACUUCAACUCUGGUGUCUCCGGAAAUCUUAGAGCUCGUCAACUGUUCUGGCGAAAAUGAGCAACAGUUACAACAAGAGUGGAACAAGUUACUCUUGGAUCAAUCUGAAGACUUUAUCCAUGUCCUUUCCUUGAAGGGCUUUUUCCUUUAUUGCUCUCGCUCUUCCUCUUAUCUCGUGGAACAUGAUCCUGAAGAAUUGGUCGGCCAUCCCUUAUCCUCCAUUUGCCAUCCUUCUGAUAUCGUUCCCGUCAUGCGUGAAAUCAAGGAAGCUGCCAGUAACCCUGAUAAAGUAGUUAACCUUAUUUACCGUGUCCGUCGCAAGUACUCUGGUUACAUGUGGAUGGAAUGCCAAGGUAAAGUUCACAUUGAUCAAAGCAAGGGCCGAAAGUGCCUCAUUUUAGCUGGUCGUGAGCGUCCCAUGUAUGAGUUGGUGCGUAAGGAAAUGGUGAACGCUUUUGAUAUUACCAACGGCCCUGAAUUCUGGGCAAAGGCUACUCUUCACGGUCUUUUCUUACAUGUCACUCCUACCAGUGAUGAAGUAGUGGGUUUCAACAGAGAUGCUUUAGAGGGUGCUACUCUCUAUCAGUAUGUCGGUGAUAAUAAUGUUCGUGAUAUUACACGGGCUUUGGAGCUUGUCAAAGAAGGUCGUAUCGUUAACUUACAUCACACCAUGCAAAACAACAAAGGUGAUUAUGUUCCUGUCUUCUCCACAUUCUAUCCGGGUGACGUAUCUUUUGGUGUGGGUCGUCCAUCAUUUGCCCUCAUCCAAAUCAGAGCCAAGGAAUCCGACAUCGUCCAAGAACACUCUCCUGUCUUGGAAUCAAUGACUGGAAAGAGCUUCUUACAAACAGAUUCUGAGGAAAACUUGUUCUCAGAGCUUGAAACUGUCAGAGGUACCUCUUGGCAAUAUGAACUUCAUCAACUUCAAAUCGCAAACCGCAAAUUGAAGGAACAACUUGAGAACAUUACUAACCCUAAACGUAGCCGCAAGCAAAAGAAGAAGAGCAAUAAACCUUCUGCUACUGAAUCUGAGAUCCCCAAGAUGUGUGUUGAAUGUCAACGUACUGAUUCGCCUGAAUGGAGAAAGGGCCCUAAUGGUCCCAAGGAAUUAUGUAAUGCUUGCGGUCUUCGUUAUGCAAAGUCUUUGGCUGCGAAGAAGUCGGAUACCACUGCACAACAACAACAUCAUCAUCAACAAAUAACUGCUUAACCAGCUCUACUAAUUCCACAUUUGUUCUGAACAAAUAACAAACAAACAGAAAAAGUUGCUCUAUGAUUCAUACCUUUCAGUUCAAAUAUUCAUCAGAUACCAUUUGAGACCCUUACUUUAUUAUUCAUUCAUCAAAAGUUAUGUUUCUUUUAUUUUUUUAGCUAUUUGAAAACAGUAAAGGAAAUUCCUUCCUAUACAUUAACUUAUAUCAUAUUUCACUUCAUUAUGUUGAUACCAUGAAACGGCAAAUUAUAACUUUUAAUAAAAAGAUCAAUGUCUUUUUUAGCUGCUCAUUUGAAAGCAAUGCAUUUUAUUUUAUUUUAUUUUUUUUCUUUUGUUUACCGUUGGCCUUUUAACGUUUGGAGAAUUUUGAAUCACCACGUACUAUG